Molecule: messenger RNA, 345 nt
Organism: Porites evermanni
Lineage: Eukaryota; Metazoa; Cnidaria; Anthozoa; Scleractinia; Poritidae
Source: the annotation of a GenBank genome assembly
UUGGUGUUCGAGAACAAAGCAAUUCCUGUUGUUAUUUACAGUAACCACCAAGGUACCUAUUUGGGUUCUCGACUGACAAAACUGUGCUGCAAAUGCAAAAUUUAUGAACAUCAUGGAUACUGGUCUGUUGACGGUAAACAACAUUUUAACAGGGACUCUGUAUUCUCAGAGUUUCGUCUUUCCUCUGAGGACACUGCUUUCCAGAUGGAUAUUUUGGCUGAAUGCAACAAUCUGCUUGUCAUCGGCGCCGUCCCUUUCAGUACAUAUGCCGCUAGUUACAAUAGAUGUAUCCAGUAUUGUAAAAUGGCAAUGACGAAUGACAUUGAUCCUAAAGUUAAGAGAAUG